Molecule: messenger RNA, 681 nt
Organism: Drosophila hydei
Lineage: Eukaryota; Metazoa; Arthropoda; Insecta; Diptera; Drosophilidae
Exons: 2
Coding region: 69-380 (103 amino acids)
Source: RefSeq, a predicted model, not a curated record
AAGCACGUUUAGUUCUCUUUACCGAUAUGUUUUAAGAAGGCAUAAUACAAAAUUCUAAAUAUAAUCAAAUGGAACGUUUCCCAAAAAUCGCCGCGCUCAGUUUGAGGAACGGCUUCCAAGUGCUCUGUGCCAAUGUGAGGCUCAGCGCAGUGAGAUAUCUGAAAAGUAUCGAAUUUCAUGAGCAGAAUUGUCCAACGAAGCAAGAGUCGUUCGGUCCUCGUUGCAAGGGUGAUAAGAAGGGCGCGAAGGGGGAGAAGGAGGGAGAGAAGAAGGGCGAGAAGAAGAGCAAGAAAAAGGACGACAAGAAGUUGGGGGCGAAGAGUCAGAAGAAGAAAGAUAGUCCGAAAGAUGGUCAGAAAGAUCCCUGCAAAAAAAAAUGAGCUGUAUUUGUAUUGCGUUUCGGAACGAAGAAUUUUCUAAUUUUUAAGAAACUGACCAAAUAGAGGCGCCCAGUCAAAUCGUAUCACAUAAUAGAGCAACAUGAAUCACUUAUAUAGUGUUUUGCUCACUGGAUAGCAGAAAACACGGAGAUCAUAAAACGCAACGCUCUAGACAUUAUAAAGCCAUAAAGCAACGAGUCAGAUCCAAGCCAAAAUAGCUGGCCAGCGGGGAGCUAACACGAAGAGUAAAGAAUGAAAACCAUAAAGAGUGAUAAAAUAAAGACUGUGUAGUUGCAUGAAU